AUCUCUAGCCAAAACGUGGUUUUGUGUAAAAGUUAAAGAAAACGAAUUUGCAAGAAAUAACAAAAACACUGCGCUUUUUAAUGUCAAAAAGAAUAACAGCGAUAAGAAAAUACAACAAGGACUGGCACGAUGAGCGAUCUUGAAGAAAUGGACAACGACAGGCUGAAUGAGCUGGAGUCAAUACUAUACGCUUCAAUACAUUAUAGUGAUGCAACAAGUGAGGAGCAACAUGCCAAGGCUGUGGAUGUGGAUGCGCGGUCGAUGCCACCACCUUUGCAACAACAACAGCAGCAGCAUCGCUUUGUUAGUGGAAAGCGUGUUAUCAACAAUGCAACAACAACAAUUGGCAAACCACGUUAUUGGAUAGACAACAAAGGCGAAAGCAAUGCAACAAUUGGCGAAUCUACCAAAUCACCAAAGACAAGCGAAGUGCCGCCAACUGAAGAUGAACCAAAGACGACGGCGCAGCCAAAGCGCAUGUUGCCGCCGCCACCAGCAACCACAGUAAAUACCUCGCAAAAGGCCAACAAGGUUAACAACGCCAAGAAGAACCCUCCAAAGCCAAUCAACAAUGUGCAACAGUUACUGCAGAAUCAGCAGCAAUUGAAACGCAAGCAGCUGCAACAGGCGACUAAAAAGCAACAACGUCAACAGCUUCAACUGCAACUACAGCAACAAAGUCAGCAAGAGCAGAAACAACAUCAGCAUCAGCAGCAACAACAACAACAGCAGCAGCAACAACAUCAGCAGCAGCGACAACAGAAACCACCGAAACCACAAACAACUUCUAAAACAACAAAUGAUGAACCCGAGCGUUUUGAUCAACGUCUUUUGGUCGCCAUACCUCCAAAUUGGCCAAAAACAAAGCGGGAGCCGGGACAGCGUGCUGUGGCGCCUUUUGGCAAGGCAAAUCGCAAGCUGGAGCAGCUUCAGAAACUGGAACAAAAGCGACAGAAAUCGAAACAGGCGCGUGCCACCAAUAAGAAACUCAAACAAAACAAUGAUCAGCCCGUGGAGAUGAUUGAUCUGGUGGAUAGCGAAACUUCGUCGAAUGCAGAUGAUGUUGUCAUUGUGCCGCUGCCGCCAGUGCCAAUCAUUGAUGUGGAUGCCAGCGAGGAUGAGCAGAACGAAGAUGGCGAGGAGGCGAAAGGGCAGUUCACGCAACCUUAUCUAGAGGAAAAUGCCAUGGAUGCCGCCGACGUUAAGCUGGGCGUCAAUUGUGCUGUGGAGCCGGCAGCUUUAUCAUCAGCGUUAACCUCGCCCUGCAAUUCUGUGCUUUCGAGUGAUGAUUUUAUUGUACAAAAAGACACGAGUCGUUUGCUGGCGGAUCAUGCACGUGCCACCGAUGAGGAUUUGCUGGUAUUGACUGAGAAUGCAAUCCGUAAUGCUGCCGAGCCAGACAGUCAAACUAUGGAUAGGGAAGAGGUGCUCGACAACUCAUCCGAAUACGAAUUUGUGCCACCCUCUAAGCUGGAGGAGAUUAAGCAAAACUUUCGUGUGGAUGAGCAACAAUUUCGCGCUCUCGAUGUCUACGAGAGUGAAUCAGAUCUCACCGAGAGUGGCAUUUAUUGCAAGGCCAAACAGAAGGCGACACCAACGAUUAUACGCAGCGUGGACACCGACUCGAAUUCCAGCGAUGUGGAGGCUGUGAUCGAGGAUAAUGUGGUAAAGACCAAGCGACUGCGCAAACGUCGUGCCUCAAGCACCAAAGACACACAAUCCGAUCCAAACAAUGAGCUCGAUGCCGAUGAGACGGACAGCGAUAAUGAUGAUGUGGAGGCCACCGGAGUGCCGGGCAUAGCUCGUGGCAUGGCUGUGGAGCGCUGCAAGCGUAAGAUACGACGCAUUAGUCAGCGACGUUGCUCGGAGAGUGCGGUCAACACAGAGCCCAGGAAGCUAGCGCCCAUCGAAGGCAGUUCGGACAGCGGUGCUGAGGAUGAAGCGUUGCCAACGGCGCGACAGAUUGCGGAGCGUUUGCUGAAGCAGGAGCAACAGAGGGAAAUGCAGGCUGUGGACACAACCGAAGAUGUGGCGAUGGUGAGCGAAGGCUCCGAUGCCAACACUGAGGAGGAGGCUGAAAUGAAUGAGGCCAUUACGGAAGAUAUGAGCACAGUAUUCAAGCAGAUCGAUGCGAGAACAGAACGCUCGAAGCGCACUCUGGAAGCCAAUGAACAAGCGACGGUGAGCACCACAGAGGCGCAACCGGAAGACGAGGAUGAGGACGAUGUAGUUACUGUUGAAAUGCAAACUCAGGACUUGGAGACAGUGUUAGAUGAAGAGGUGGAACAGGUGGAAAAAGAAGAAGAGUCUGUGCUGCAAUUGGAGCACAAUAUGUCAGAGCUCAAAGAGGAGUUGACUGGCGGUGAUCUUGUGGGCUGGAAUGAUGAAAUGUGUCGCUUCUACAAUGACAGCUGGAAUGGUGAACAAUUCAACAUGAACAAGCUGCUCAAAGCCAUGUCUGGACAACGUCACGAGUGGCGAAUUUCGAAUGCAGAUCGCUAUCCAGUGAUGCGCAAACGCUCCAAUCUUAAGUGCACCAAUUGCUUUGAAAUGGGCCACAUGCGUGCCAAGUGUCCGCGUCCACGGAAACCCGUCACAUGUUACACCUGCGGCACAACCGGACAUGCCGAGCCACGCUGUCCAAAUGCCAUUUGUCUGGGCUGUGGUGCCAAGCAAGCGCUCUACGUGCAGAAGUGCAACAAGUGCUCGUUCCUCAGUCGGAUGAUCUGCCAGCUGUGCAAGAUGCGUGGCCACAGUACGGACAUGUGCCCGGACAAGUGGCGUCGCUAUCAUUCCACGACACGCUCCAAUGUGUCGCUGGAGUCAAAAGUACAGUAUCGCACGAAGCAUUGCAGUUAUUGUGCGGCACGUGGGCAUCUGUUUGAGGAUUGUCGUCAGCGCAUUGGCGAGUAUCGCAACACCAACUACACCACCACGAUAAUGUCGCAUCAGAAGGUCUACAAGGAUCGCGGGGGACCGCUGAGCUAUCUGGGUGAUUCCUCCACAUUUUUUUCAAUCGAGACACCAUUUCAUUUCAAUUGGAGCUCGGAAUUCUCGAAGAACAGUUGCUAUGGUCGCUUCCUGAAGGCUGUGGGACUUGCACGUCCGCAAAAGAAAGCUCAGACGGCAACGUUGCAACAAUCGCAGCAACUCAAGCGUUAUUCGAAUGAUUAUGUGCCCAAUCCCUUGGUGCAAGCAGCACUAGGAAACAAGACAACGGCUUCGACUUCGCCUUCGACUUCGACUUCGACUUCAGCUGCAACUAUAACUGCAACAUCAACAUCAACUGCGACUGUAAUAAUCGACGAGUUGCCUGAGCCGGAGGAAGAUGCAGUUACAGAAGUUAUUGCCUCGCCUGUGGAGGAGACACAGCAGCCGGUGUUUGUUAUUGAUACUCAGAGCAAGCCAGCAGAAGCUAAGACCACCGCGACAGCUACAACAGCGACAGCAACAACGCCCAGUAAGCCCGCAAUUAGUAAGCCCAGCGUGACGCCUCACGACCUGGACUCGGACUCCAAUUACAGUUUCUCCGAGCACUUUGAAGUACCUAGCUCAACGACCACAACAACAAAUGAGGUGGAAAUCGUAGAGGAUACAUCACCAGCAACCCCCAAGUCAGGGCCGAUGGAGAAUCUGCCCGAAAUGAUACCGUUGAGCUCAACAGCGGAUGACAACGAGGAGGAGAACGUCAACUUGAGCAACAAUCGCUAUUCGCAGGGCAUCUCAAUGUGUGUGACCAGCAAGGCGACAUCCACCUCGAAUGCAACAGCAGAAGAUGCUGGAAGUUUACCCGAUGUGCCUUCGGAGGCAAAGAUAUUGAUGGCACAGGAUCAAACGCAGUAUUUGUUCAGUCCGGAGGGUUGUCAGUUCUUGACAGCGUCGGCCAAGAAGUGCAAUGUGAGUGUGCGCAUGGAUUUCAAAGAGUAUGGCUAUGUGCUGGUCAUUUACGGUCUCAAAAAGAAUCAGGAGGAAUUGCAGCUGAUGCUUUUGCAUCGGAAUCGUGAGGUCAAACGUCGCAGCAACGAUAUCCAACGUCAAAAGCCACCCAAACGCAUCGAUGUGCUCAUACGUUUCCUCCGCGACGGCAUUAAUAGCUUAAACACCGAUCUCGGUAAUGCCAAAACACAUUUCAUACGCAUUAAGGAGCUGGAGGAGAUGAACACCAAGAAUGGCUUUAAGCUGGCCGAACGCAAGCGACGCCUGCUCAACAUGAUACUGUUUGGUCAGGCGGGAUUGGGCAAUGGCAGCAUGCAUCUGGAUCAAUUGUUGGUCAUACUCAAGCGUCUGCUGGAACUUUCGCCCGAUGAGAAUGCUACGUCGGCAAUGCGCAAUGAGAUCGAAGAACACUAUAGCGUAAUCUUUAGUGCGCAACCCAAUGACAAUUAUGAAGUUUUGUUGCAGAACUACGCCAAGCUGGACAUUAAGAAUCGACUCAAGUCGUUGAAUAUCGAGCCAGCUGUGUUGGGUUUAACGCCACGCAAAGCGAAUGCCACGCCGCGUCGACUCUCCUCGCCACCGCCACCGCCUCCCGUUUGGACACAGGAUGCAACGCCGCCAGCUGCGCCUAAGAAUAAUCGUGUGGCCAAACCGCGUGCGUUGUUGAAUGCCAAGUGGUCGGAUCACCAGCAGCCAGCGGUGCCGCCACCUCCAGUCUGGCAGGACGAGGCUGCUCCAGGCAAUCAGCAGCAACAGCAGUCGCAACAACAGCAUAAUAAUCGUGUAGCAAAGCCACGCCAUCAACAGCAGCAGCGUCGACAGCUGCCAUUGCCGCCCAUUUGGCAACACGAGGAGCAGCAGCAGCAGCAGCAACACAACAACAACAGCAACAACAAAUUGCGUUUACCCAAACAGCGAAUGCAACCAUAUGCCAGACCAAUUGGCCAGCAGCAAUCACAGCUACCUUGCAACAACAUGCAACAGCGUGCAAUUGCCACUGGAGGAUUGCACCUGCAACGCCAUCAGCCGCUGCAAUCGGAGUGUGUGCGUCUUUUGGCUGGCAUGGAACGUGAUUCGUCGUCGCGCAACAACAUCAAUACGGAUUCAUCGAAGCCAUCGAUAUUCUGGUCACGUGAAUCGCUUCGCUACCUAGAUGAAAUGUUCCGCACAACCGCGAAUCCAGAGACACUGGAGCGACUGCAUCGUGUGUUGGAUCGUUCGAGACGCGGAGAAUUGUCGCACAAUGAUUAUCGAGCCGUGAUUCGAUUGCACUCGCUGAUGGGGCCCAACUAAAAGUUGUGCUUAAAUACUAGGGGGAAAUAGGGGCGGGAAUUAUAGUUGUAUAUGUUUAUAUAUCAUCUUAAGACUAGACAUGAGCUUACAAAUGGAGUACUACUAAUAAUACUAUUAGAAUAUGUGGGUAUGUCGAAGAUAUUACCCAAACAAACAGAGAAAUGAAUAAAAGAAAUCUGGACUUUUCAAUUUAA
Molecule: messenger RNA, 5423 nt
Organism: Drosophila nasuta
Lineage: Eukaryota; Metazoa; Arthropoda; Insecta; Diptera; Drosophilidae
Gene: Zcchc7
Product: Zinc finger CCHC-type containing 7
Exons: 6
Coding region: 130-5229 (1699 amino acids)
Biological process (GO): nuclear mRNA surveillance of mRNA 3'-end processing; nuclear polyadenylation-dependent CUT catabolic process; nuclear polyadenylation-dependent snoRNA catabolic process
Cellular component (GO): TRAMP complex
Molecular function (GO): zinc ion binding; RNA binding
Source: RefSeq, a predicted model, not a curated record